CCUACAAUUUUUAAAUAUUUAUGAAACCUGGAAAUCAAGAUUUCACCUGGUUUUAUCCUCUUGUGCCACUAUCUUCUUAGUUUAUCAUAUCAACCUUACAUUAUACCAUACCUGUAUAAUACAACAAACUCUGUAAAUUGCACAUUCAUAAUAUCCAGAUUCAUAUUCAUUCCUCACUCAUAAUUAGUCCAAAAUGGUUAUCAGAAACAGUGAUUCACAUUCAAGCCUAUCUUUUUUCAAACGUACUAAUCCCAAGACACUAAAUAACAAUACCACUGGUUCAUUCAAAGAAAAGGGUGGAGGGAAUUCUUUUAUUAAACGGGGGUUUUCUGCUGUCAACCAAUUUAAAAAUGAUACAUCAUUGGCAAAUGAUUUCCAAAAGGACACAAAAUCCACAAAUAAUUUCAAUAAAAAGUUGGAUGCUUCUAAAAAUGCUAAUGAAAAUAUUAAAAAUCACACUAAUAAAGAUGGGCCACUCACAAAAGCCAAUAUAUUUGUGUUGGAUGGGACAAUGUUUGAACCCCUUAUAGCAAAACACGCAAAUGGUAAAGAUUUGUUUGACAUGGUGUGCGAUCAUUUGAAUUUAUUAGAAAAGGACUAUUUUGGCCUCUCAUACAGGGAUGUGGCCGAGAUCAAAGUUAAAUACUGGUUGAACCCGGACAAAAAGAUUCGAAAACAAGUCAAACCCGGUCCAUGGGUUUUUGCCUUCGAAAUCAAAUUCUACCCCAUAGAACCUUCCCAACUUCAAGAGGAUAUAACUCGAUAUUACCUCUGCUUACAAGUCAGAAACGACGUUCUAACUGGAAAAUUACCUUGCAGUUUCGUUACCUACGCCUUACUGGGCUCCUAUCUGGUUCAGUCCGAGCUAGGCGAUUACGAUCCCGACGAGCACAAGGAGGGUUACCUGAGCGAGUUUCAAUUUGCUCCUCCACCCCACCAAACCCAGGAGCUCGAAGAUAAGGUGGCACAGCUACAUAGGACUCACAAAGGGCAGACGCCAGCUGAGGCCGAAUUGAAUUACUUGGAAAACGCCAAAAAGUUAGCAAUGUAUGGAGUCGAUCUACACGAAGCCAAAGAUUCGGAAGGAGUGGACAUAUUGCUGGGAGUUUGCGCAACUGGACUUUUGGUCUUUAAAGACCGGCUCAGAAUAAACCGGUUCGCUUGGCCCAAGAUACUCAAGAUAUCUUACAAGCGAAAUCAUUUUUAUAUUAAGAUCAGACCUGGAGAGUACGAAGAUGUAGAGAACGUUUUGGGAUUUAAACUCAAAGACCACAACUUGGCUAAGAGACUUUGGAAAACUUGCGUAGAACAUCACACAUUUUUCAGACUCCUAGCUCCUUUCAAUAUCGACAGAACAAUCGGCAACGGAGUAGGUGGGAUGUCGGGAAGAAAUUCUAAAUACUUUUCAUCACUUAGAGGAAGUUCUACGAUAUACCGGGACAAGUCUCGGCCUGGUUCUGGUCUAGGUCAUCACGUGACAGAAGAUCAGCAAAACAAGUUGUAUUCCGCGAAUAAUCAGAAUUACUUUUGGCCCAAGCUAGGCUCCAAGUUCAGGUAUUCUGGAAGGACUCAAUACCAAAGCCGAAAAGCUAGCGGUAGAAUAGACAGACCUAGCCCCCAUUUCGAGAGGAGCAGCUUAAGGGGGACCCUCAGAAGUGUCGACGAACCAAUAAGACCUCCACUAUAUUUUAAUGAUGGGAUUGACAACAAAACAAUAUCAACGUUAACGAGGGAAUUGGACCAGGAACCUGAAUCACAGCUCAAGGAUACUGAAACGGGAAACGAGAGAGACUUUUACAAGCAAGUUUUGGCUGGUGCUUCUAGGCGUAGCUUGGAAUCUAAUCUUGAUAACAUCAAGAAUAGCAUAAAUUCAGAUAUGAAUACUGGACACAACGUAGUUAGGACUCCCCAAGACUCAUUAGAUCCCAGGGAAAAAUAUCUCGAACGCUUUCCGCCGCCUAUCUUCGACAUUCAGCGCGCUCAUAAUGACACUUAUAUGAAUGAUACUAACAAUAGUUAUAAUAAAAAUUACCCUAUCACAUCUACAGAACGAGUUAACAACGUUCCCGUAAAUAAUUCUGAAGCUAAGUUUAAUCAUGACCAUGAUUAUCCUACUAAUCACCAUGAUAAAUAUGCAAAUCACCACAAUGAAUAUUCUACUGAUCACCACGAAGAAUACCCUGCCAAUCACCAUGAUGUAAAUGGUCUUGAUCACUCCAGCCUUCCUCAAAAUAUGCCCAAGAAACACUCAUUUAGCGGAUUUAAUUUUUGGGAAAAGAAGAACCCCAUAACCCAUACAAAAGAGGAUAGGUGUGGCCAAUGCAAACAUAGGAUGUGCCAUCACCAUUUUCAAACCGGGGAAGCUGCUGAUAUUUCGGCUGAUUAUUGUCAAGGUCACGCGGUCGAUACCAUUACAAAGAAUAGUAUCAAUCAAAGCGGUGAAGGGUAUAAUAAGAUGUCCGUCUUUAUGGCCGAGGGUGGCAAUAGAAAAAGGAAGGAUUCCAAGGACAAGUCCAAGAGUGAUAAGAUAAAGUCACCAGAGGUCAAGAAUGUUAAUAAAUCUAAGAGGGUUGAAAAAUCUUCGUCUCUAUCCAAAAAGGAAGCCCGUUCCCCCUCUAGUCAUUCAUCAUUCAUCUCACAUUUGCUGGUGGACAACAAAAAUAUCGAUUACAAAACGGAUAAUUCCGAUAUCACCUUAUUAUUAAAUAAUCAACUGCAGGAUCCUGCAUUUUUAGCUCAACAGCAGCAAAAUUUUAACAAAAAUGAUCCCAUAAUCAUCUGCAAUGAUCGCCAUCAAAAAACAGGCGGUAUCGCUGAGGAAAUGAUCGGUUCCGCUUCUCCAUCGUCCCCUCCUUUGCUGUUGAGUAAGCGGGAUUUUGAAACCGUUCAAAAGUCUCCAGUGUUAAUGUCUAUUCCCAGAGGGGGUACCCAAAAUGGUUCUCCCUUCGACCCUAGACAGGACUCUUUUUCCACAUCACCAAAGAGGAAUGUUCCCAUCCACGUCACCAAUUCACCACAGAAUAAUGUUCUACAACAUGAAGAUGAAUUAUCCCUGAGGAGAGUAGCACAAGGUUCCUCCCCUAACAAUAAUUUACUUACAUCGCCAGCAAAAAAUAGAAAACCAUUUACAUCCCCCCAACAACAACAACCCAUCACGGAUUACGUGCCCAAGUGGGAGGAUAAGCUUCAAAAUAUGCUUUCUUCACCUAAUUUAUCGCAUUUAUCUCAAGCCUCCAGCAACCCUUCCCCUACCAAAAACUUUAAACAACAUGAUCCCCAAAAUACCGAAACUUCCAAAGUUAAUAAAAACACACCUGUUGGUCCCGAAUACCUCGUCGUUGAAAAGGAGGCCUUGGUGGUCCAAACGAUUAAAUACCAAAAACCAGAUCCGAACACUAGUUUAGUCAAUACCACUACUAGUUCUUGUCGGCCCGAAAAAUGUUCUAAGCCUGACAGACACCAUCAUGAACAUGGCAGUAGAGAAAUUUUAAACGUCACUCAUUCUCCAAUUCCGGACGAUAAGCAGCAGCAUCAUCAUCAUCAUCACCACAAGCAUAAACAUGCCACGACCAUCACCAAGCAAGAGCCCAAAAAUAUUGAACCUAAACAACAGAACAUAAAAAGUGGAAUGGACGCAUUCAAAGCCACAUCUAAGAAGGAUAAAGGCCCCACCAAUCAGGGACUAUUUUCUAGAUUGGGCUUUUCUACCAGCGGUCGUAAGGAUAAAAUUGAUACAAAGAACACGAAAGAUGACAGAAAACACUCUUCUAAAGAGGAUUCAAAAAAUCUCUCAAAAAUUCCAUCCUCUAAAAAAGGGAGGAGCAAGAGUUCUUCUCAUAAAUCUAACCUACCAAAAAUUGAAUCUAUUCACGAAACGAGCCCUAAAAAGGAACUUAUAACAACAAACUUUCAACAAGAGAUUCCGGUAACUCCUACGAUUUCUAUAACAGCUCCUAUAAUAGCUAGACGAAGUUCCUACACUUCGGACUCUCCUUCUGUCAAGCUACUCGCGGGAAGCAAAAGUCCACCUCCAACUCCUUCCAGGAAAGCGCCACCCAUUCCUUUGAAGACCCACUCUUUCAUGUCAGGCGGUGUCGAGACCACCGAAAAUUAUGACAACCCCAACUAUAAUAGAGUUGGAUGUAUUGUAGAGGAAUUAAGGGAAGGGAAAGAAGGCGAAAAUUAUUUUUCCUAUUCCCCUAACUUAUCUAAAAAUAGUACAAACGCCUACGGUAUCGACCAAAUACCCUUUUCGUCGCCUCGAAAUUUUUUGCCACAAGAAAAUCCCCCGGUCGUUUCCAAGCGACACAGCUUUCAAAACGCUACAAAUUUGGAAUUUGUCGGGGACGAAAGUUUAAACCCCCUUGAUAUAAUGUCCAAGGAAUCAAAACUUGGGAGUCUUCGGGUUUCUACUUUAAGAAACAAUGGAAAUUUGUUUGAAAGAAAACUGGAGAUAGGCUAUAGGUCAGACGACGAUUACGAUAGUGAUGAUUUCGCAGGACCGGAGUUUGUUGACGAUAUCAGAGUAGCCGACUUACCACCCAUUCAUUACAACGCCGAAAACGAAAAUUUCGCUAACAAAAACGUCGAAUCUGAAAAAGGCGGGAAAUGGGAACCUACUCGUAGUGUAACCACCACCAAGAAAGAACAUCAAGUCAAACAAACUGUUUACAAAACCCAAAAAUUGGUUAUGGGAGGAGAUAAAACGACUCACCCUUACGUCAUAGCCACCGAAAGCUUUAGGGUUGACCCUACUAGGCAAAACAUUACAACUCGUAUACCUUUCAAUCAAGGGCCCCUGGUCAUUCAAGCCCAUCCUAUCAGGACAAACGUUACUUCUACAUCUUCUUUCAUUCCUGUGACGGAUCCCUCAAGGGAAAGACGCUCGAUUUCUAAAGUAAAUGGUUAUAACCCAACGACACAAGACCUCGCGAAUAGCCAUGUUAGGAAUGACGAUUCUUCAGCAUCCGUUAGUUCUAAGAGCAGAACCGUAGAAACAAUCACGCAAAAAACCGUUCAAGAUGGUGUCGUAGAAACUAAAGUUGAGCAGAAAAUCACUAUUCAAAGUGAAGGAAGCCCCUUAGAUCACGAUGAAGCUUUGGCGGAAGCCAUCCAAGAAGCUAUCCAGAUGAAUCCCGGUAUGACAGUUCAGAAGAUUGAAAUAAAGCAAAAAUCCGAACCUAUAUGAAAAGAUCUUUUUCAUUUUUCUGAUUUAUUUUCUUUACCGAGUUAUUCUUAUUGGAUUUAUUAUUUAUACAUAAAAGACAUUUUUUUUUAUUUCUUUUUUGGAAAUAGAAAUUAUAAAAUUGUACAAAAGCAGAAAAAUAUUAUUUGAAAUUUUUUUCUUAAUCAUUGUAAUUUUUAUUCCUUAAUCAAUUUUUUAAGCAAGUUUUUUAUUUAUUAUAAAUAUAAAAAAUUCAAAUAAAUGUAUAAAAAAUUCAAAUUAUAUUCAAAUAAAUGUCAUUUCUUAUAAUAAUUAAAUUCGCAACACCUCCCCCCACCAUUUUUAUAUAUAUAUAAAAUUAUUUUUAUUCCAAUCACGACUAUAUGCUUGUAAAAAAUAUUUUUAAUAUAAUUUUUUUAUUAGAUAUUUUCCUUAAAAAUGCUAAAAAGUUUAGUAAAAAAAACGAAAUAUAUAUUUUUUUACCUUAUAUACAUUGCAUUAUACCUAUAUUUUU
Gordionus sp. m RMFG-2023 is the source of this 5678-nucleotide messenger RNA. RefSeq lists its product as uncharacterized. Bases 194 to 5188 code for a protein of 1664 amino acids. Gene Ontology annotation, cellular component: plasma membrane; cytoskeleton. NCBI's taxonomy places the organism in Eukaryota, Metazoa, Nematomorpha, Gordioida, Chordodea, Parachordodidae. Gene Ontology annotation, molecular function: actin binding; structural molecule activity. The record is from RefSeq and is a predicted model, not a curated record. The transcript is spliced from 26 exons.